AUGGAGGCUGGCGUUCUCAGAGGCGGCGGGGAUGGGGCGUCUGUAAGCGAGGGGCCUGAGUCCAGGCUGGCUGCCUUCAGGUUCUUCCGCGGGGCCCUGCUCUUGAAACAGCACUCCUGCCCCAGCGCUGGGGACCGCGACAGCCACGCCCCCCGGGAGCCCUGCAGCCCGGCCAGGUGUUCCCAGGGCUCGCGCACCUUCCCGGCUCAUCGAGGCGCUUUCUGUGCCGGGCCUGGGGCUAUCCCGAGGAAAUCGCACCCACACCCACUCCCAGAAAAAGCCACCUCCCGUCCCAAGGCCCCCAUCGGCGACAAGGGUGCGAAGGGUCUGUCGGCCGCCUUCCGCCGCCUGGAAGCGAAGCUGCAGCCCCAUCGCCAGUUUCCGCAUCCUAGUCGGUGCGUCCCCGGCGCCCGCGGUCCAGGCCCGAAGGCAGGGCGGGUCCACAGGCUUCGCCAAACUCCCUGGAGACCUUGGACCUUGACCCCUCAGGAAGCUGAGCCCACCAGAACUGGAAGUGAGCUUGAGCCUGGGGGUGAUCAAGAAACCUUUGGAUCGAAGGGGGCCUUUGGGUUUCAGCAUCCUGUCAGACUCUACUUGCCCAUUUCUAAGCGUCAAGAGUAUCUGCAGAGCUCCGGGGAGAAGGUGCUGGCCAGUUUCCCCGUGCAAGCCACCAUCCACUUCUACAACGACGAGUCUGAGUCAGAGGAGGAGCUGGAGGAAGACACCCAGCUCUCUGCCCUGCAGCUCGAGGAGGUGGUAGACGGCUCAGAGGGGAAGGCCAGAGACGGGUUGGCAAAUCCGGCGCGGCAGCCCGGGGGCCUCGAUGGGAGGGAUCCACCCUCCGACCCUGACUCCCCCGAGGCUGCUCCUUGCCUCUCAAGCGCGAAGAUGAUACCUCUGAAUAUGAGAAAAAGUGCACUAUACAGAAAUAUCACAGGGAGGAGGUAGAAGAAGAUGGUAGAGGAGGAAGAUGGGGAGAUCACCAGCCUCCCCACAAAUACAUCAGAAACUCAUCAAGAUACUGCAACAGCUCCUACAGCAGAAGACCCCAGGCCUCCAGAGGGGCAAGCUGAGCUCCUGGGAAUGAGAGAUCAAACCAAUAUUGUAAAGCAAUCAUCA
Capra hircus (goat) is the source of this 1119-nucleotide messenger RNA. RefSeq names its product ripply transcriptional repressor 3 (gene RIPPLY3). Bases 1 to 948 code for a protein of 315 amino acids. Gene Ontology annotation, cellular component: nucleus. Gene Ontology annotation, biological process: embryonic pattern specification; negative regulation of transcription by RNA polymerase II. The transcript has 6 exons. The record is from RefSeq and is a predicted model, not a curated record. Lineage: Eukaryota; Metazoa; Chordata; Mammalia; Artiodactyla; Bovidae.